Molecule: messenger RNA, 687 nt
Organism: Alternaria atra
Lineage: Eukaryota; Fungi; Ascomycota; Dothideomycetes; Pleosporales; Pleosporaceae
Exons: 1
Coding region: 1-687 (228 amino acids)
Source: RefSeq, a predicted model, not a curated record
AUGGCCUCAAAAUUCAUUCUCGCCUCCUUCAUCAGUCUAGUUGCUGCGCAAAAAGGCUCAACAACAACUGUCUCUAUUCCUUGGGUUGGCAUGGACUAUGAAAAUCUAUCAGUCUUCACCGACAUGUUCGCCUCCGUUGUUACGGCGAACCCCACCGCUACCACUCUUGCGCUCGCCUGCGCUCCUUCUAUGGACUGUGGUCUCUUCCCUGCCGAGACACUCGUCUUCGGUCCUUCAACUUACAACCUCUACAUGGGAGACCCAAGCCCAGAGUCCGACUUUACCGCUACUAUGGACUGUGUGGUUGCUAAGAGCGCGGUGUGCAAGGAAUCCGCUGGUGGUACCGAGGCCAACUUUCCUGGCAGCAGCACAACGACGUAUGAUGCGGAGGAGGUGGCUACAUAUGGCAUAGUGAUUACGGCCGGUGCGGACAAAUUUAACGUACAGGCGGAAACUACUACCACCGAGGCUGCAGCGUCCUCUGCUACGACGAAGACCGUGCACAGCAUGUCUGGAUCUAUGGCGCAAUCUAGCGCAAGCACUGGCGUUGCAGUGGGCUCUGGAAGUGUGAGCCCAACUGGAAGCGCAGCUGUUGUGGAGUCUACUGGUGCUGCGAAUGCUAAUGCUGUUGUUGGUGGUGGGCUCCUGAGCGUUGCUGCUGGUGUAAUCGGUGGAUUGCUGUUGUAA